Messenger RNA from Pseudophryne corroboree (corroboree frog), 1476 nucleotides. RefSeq names its product cytochrome P450 2K6-like. The transcript is spliced from 9 exons. Gene Ontology annotation, cellular component: cytoplasm; intracellular membrane-bounded organelle. Gene Ontology annotation, biological process: xenobiotic metabolic process. Gene Ontology annotation, molecular function: heme binding; iron ion binding; oxidoreductase activity, acting on paired donors, with incorporation or reduction of molecular oxygen, reduced flavin or flavoprotein as one donor, and incorporation of one atom of oxygen. The record is from RefSeq and is a predicted model, not a curated record. Bases 1 to 1476 code for a protein of 491 amino acids. Lineage: Eukaryota; Metazoa; Chordata; Amphibia; Anura; Myobatrachidae.
AUGGAUUUCGGGAUCUCUGCAGCUACGUACCUUGUGCUGAUUUUUACAAUUUUAUAUUUUCUGAAACAAUGGAACAAAAAAAGCAUAUCCAAUUUUCCUCCUGGACCGAAGGGCUUGCCUCUGAUUGGGUACUUACAUGUCAUGAACUUAGAGAACCCUCAUGUGACCUAUUUAGAGCUUGCAAAGAAAUAUGGUUCGGUGUUUAGCGUUCCCAUGGGCAUGAAAAGGACGGUGGUCUUAGCUGGAUAUGAAACGGUGAAAGACGCUCUCGUCAAUCAUGCUGAAGACUUUGGAGAGAGGGCAAGAAUUGAAAUAUUUAAGACCAUGGACAAGGGAAUGGGACUCAGUUUCUCACACGGCGAUAACUGGAAAGUAAUGAGAAGAUUUACAAUAAAAACAUUACGUGAUUAUGGGAUGGGGAAAAGUACGAUUGAGGAUAAGAUCGUCGAAGAAUGUGGACACCUAAUUCAAUAUGUUUCAUCUUUUAAAGGACAGCGAAUUGAUGACCCAAUGAUCUUGAACGCUGGUGUGGGCAAUAUAAUUGUGUCAAUAUUAUUUGGACAGCGAAUGGACUAUAACGACCCAACAUUCAGGAAACUUAUAAGCUUGACAGAUCAAAAUAAUAAAUAUUUAGGAAGUCCAAUGGUUUCGAUAUAUAAUAUAUUUCCAUUCCUGGGAUUCCUCCCUGGGACUCACAAAAUUGUUUCAAGCAAUACGGACAAGCUGGUGGAAUAUGCAACACAGACAUUUACGGAGCGUCUGAAAGACCUAGAUGAGAAUGGCCAGAGAGGCUACAUUGAUGCAUUCCUCGUAAAGCAGAAAGAGGACGCAGAGAACCCCAAGUCUUAUUUCCACGAUGACAAUCUAACAAGGGUGGUCAGAAACCUGCUUUCUGCAGGAACCGAGACCACAACGAAUACCCUCAACUGGGCUCUUCUGCUGAUGGCAAAACAUAAAGAUAUCCAAGAAAAAGUCCAGGAUGAGAUCUACAGAGUUGUUGGACAUGCACAACCGUUGUACAGCCAUCGGGGACAGAUGCCAUAUACAAAUGCAGUUGUACAUGAGAUCCAGAGGUAUUCCGACAUUGUCCCUAUUAGCGUAGCCCACGAGACAUCUAGAGACGUCACCUUCAAGGGAUAUUUCAUUCCAAAAGGAACCUGCAUCGUCCCAUUACUGUCAUCUGUACUGAGAGACAAGACGCAAUUUGAGAGACCUGACGAGUUUUACCCAAAUCAUUUUCUUGAUGCUAAAGGGAAUUUUCUAAAGAAAGAUGCGUUUAUGCCAUUCUCAGCAGGGCGCAGAGCGUGUGCUGGAGAAACUCUGGCAAGAAUGGAGCUUUUCAUGUUCUUCACAACCCUAUUACAGAAAUUCACAUUCCGUUCACCCGCUGGCGUUAGCGGUGUAGAUAUGACACCUGGAAUGGGAUAUAUAACGACGCCAAAAAAGCUGAUGAUAUGCGCUGAUGCUCGGUAUUAA